AAUCUUUGCUCUGAAUCUGAUCACCCUCUGGAAUGACUCAGACACAGGCUUCAGGGUCCUUACCAAGAUGGCCGAUAAGCUGGGUGACCAGUUCUACCAGGAGGCCAUCGAACACUGCCGCAGCUACAACGCGCGCCUGUGCGCCGAGCGAAGCGUCCGCCUGCCCUUCCUGGACUCCCAGACGGGCGUGGCCCAGAACAACUGCUACAUCUGGAUGGAGCGCCACCACCGAGGCCCUGGAAUGACCGCGGGUCAAAUGUACACCUACCCAGCACGUUGCUGGAGGAAGAAGAGGAGGCUUCACACCUCUAUGGAUCCGCGCCUUCGGCUGUGUGGGCUGCAGCUCGAUGGAGGGCUGUCUGCCAGGGAGUCUCUCCCGUCCCAGGGCACCACUCUGGAGGCACUGCUGAGGGGGGACGCCCUGGACAAGAGGAGCCGGGACCGAGAAGAGGAGAGCCUGCUGGAGAUCCAGAGGGUUCUAGAAGCCGACGCGCAGGAAGACGGUUACCAUGACGACGACGACUUUGAAGUGGACACGCCGAAGCGGAAACACAGAGGCAAAGGCAGAGGUCGAGGGUCUGGCCGCCGAAGGAACGAUGCCCACUCGACAGACGACCAGGACAAACCAUACGUCUGUGACAACAGACACAAACAAAAGCGUAACUCAAAAUCUUCGGCCUCAGUUUGUGGGAAGCGCUACAGGAACCGCACAGGGUUGAGCUACCACUACACUCACGCCCAUCUGGAGGACGAGGGGGCGGGGCAAAAAGGGUCGGAAGCUUCGCAGUCUCCGCCCGCGCACCGCCCGCACAGCCGAAAACAUCCAAAAGGUCCGGACGGGAACCUUGUUCCCAACAGUAACUACUGCAGUGUGUGCCAGGGCAAAUCAGGCUCCAACAGAAAGAUCAACAAGGCCGCAGGCUUGACUCCCUGCUCAAAGUGUGGACGAUCAGGCAACGGGGUGCAGAAGGAGGAGCCGCGGCCCUUUGCCGGCGCGGAGGAGCUCUUUGGCACCACGUCCGAGAGCGACACGUCCACCUUCCACGGCUUCGAGGAAGACGACCUCGACGACGAGCCCACGUCCAACGGCAACAAGAAGGCCGCACAGUGCAGAUAGAGUGCACACACACACACACAAACACACACACACGCACACAUACACCCGCCCACACACUCACACUUACACACUCACACACAGCAAACACAACAGGACCUUCUCUUACCAGAGACACUUUUAACAACCUCCAGUUAAACAAAAAAGAAAAAUGAAAAAAAAAUGAAAAAAAAAAAAACGCUGCUUUUUAAUUGUUUUCCUGGCCGUUUUUGCAGAAAGCACAAAUAAUGAUUUCAGCGAAGAAAUGCAAGUGUUCUUUUAUGAUUACUGGAAACUUUAAGCCUUUUUGAAUAAGUUAUAAACUUGCUUUUUUUAUUAUUGUUAUUUAAAUAAGGAGAGCGUGAAGCUGACAGACUGGGUGUCCUGAUGAAAGAGGCGCUUUUCGUGUGAAACAAUGGAACCGUUUGUCUUUCGGGAUGCUUUUUUCCCCCCCGUAGGACAAAUUUCAACUUGUUUUUGCAAACAAGAACACUGGAACAUGUGGAUUUAAUUUUAUAGCGUUUCUGGGAUAAUUUGCCAGCUAAAUUAAAUUUUAAAAAGAAAUUAUAAAUAAUAAACAGUGAGAGACAGAAGUCAGAAGGAGCUUCUGCUGUACGUUGACUUUUUUCCGUGAGGAAAUGCUUAUGGAAAGAAGAGGAAGACAUGAGUCGACUGUUUUUGGAUUACUGGGCUUUAACUACGAGUGGGUGAGACGGUCAAGAAGUUGACAUCAUCCAGUCCAACGGGUUUUGCAUUGACAUUUGGGGGAGGGUCACUACUGUGAUGACCUACAGCCAGCGCUGUGAAGGACACACUGCCGGGGUUUAGGCAUUCAGUCAGCGAGCUGGGUCAUCUCGCCUUCUGAAUGGACAGACCCGCUGAGACCCCCGCACAUGCACACAGACCCCCCUCAGACUCUAGACACACACACACACACACACACAGAGAUUCCCCAUCCACCCUGGCAAACGCACACAGACCCCAUCAGACUUUGGACACACACACACACACACACACAGACCCCAUCAGACUCCUCUGCGCACGCACACACACACACACACACACACACACACACACACACACACACACACACACACACACACACACACACACACACACACACACACACACACACACACAUCCCCAUCCACUCCCCUGCUAUGCACCUACACAGACACCAGACGUCCACUGGCUGAACUCAAGGGGGUGAUCCGUGUGGACGAAUACUGCAAGCGAUCGAUUUUGAAGGACUUUCUCGUUUUUCCUUUUUUGUUUUCUCUUCGGAAGCUUUUCUGACUGGAGUCUACUGGUCCCCCCGUUUUCAUGUUCCCCUGGUGUAGAGGACUGAUGUGGACCAAACAGCCUUACACAAUGGAUCUAAUCCUCUUGUGAGGAAAAAAAAAUGACAUGAAGGAUAUGAAUGAAAUCAAACUGAUUUGUAUUUAACAAGUGUCCGUUCACCGCUUUUCCUUUUGAAGCACUUGUGUUUUUCUGUUUUCUUUUUUUUUUUGUCUACCUAAAAAAAAAUCUGCUUUGCUUACUAUUACUGUAGGUGUCUUUGCACAUAAGAGUAGUGGCCAUGGAAGGAUUAAAAGCCAGAUUAAAAAAAAAAAAAUCUAAAGCAUACAAAACACAUGUUACCAGACUUGAUCCCUUGUCUAUGCAUGAGAAAACGGACUAGAAUCAGACAGGGCAAGCGAGGUCUGGCUACACGGUCACUGCAUCUCUGCUGAACUGCUGCGGUUGGGGUGCCCCGAGGCUGUUGGAUGAUCCCUGACCAAACUAACGAGGGAUCACCUCAUCAGCUCACACACACACACACAAGAGUCCCGUAACACAGUGCUUUCCUAAUUCCCCCCUGCCCUGAAGGACGGCGGCUCCUGAGCUAAAGCUACGCUACGCUAGUGGUGCUGGGGAUCGAGAGGGUGUGCUGAUCUGCUGUGGCCGGCCAAGGCUGCUAAGCUCAGCUAGGCUAGCGUAAAUGGGAAGUGACACGUCAACGUCAUUAAGUUCAUCACUGUGCUUGGACUAGGAUGCUCACAGGAAACCAAGUGUGACAGCCAUAACUGAAGACCCAACCAGAUCAGACACACAUACUCACACACGCACAUACACACUUUCACUUUCUUUCUUUCUCUCACACUCUCUCUGCUCUCUCGCUCUCUUUCUCUCUCUCUCUCUCACACACACACACUCACUCACACAACCUCUGCCAUGGUGCUAAACAUUUUCAACAAAUCAACAAUGACCUCCUGAUUAGUGCUACAUCUACUAGGUGUUGUCCCUCAGUCACAUCCUCCCCUCUUCCUCCUUGUAGGAGCCAAAUUACGUUUUGUGUUGAUUUAUGUUUCUUUCUCGUGAAUAGUAGUGUGUGAGUGUAUGUGUGAAUGAGUGAGUGAUUGUAUAUGGCCAUAGGUUGCCUGUCUACCCCCAUCUAGUGGACUUGAAGGUCAAGGUCAGUGGAGGCUGAAGGAGGAGCCCAAGGGGAAAAGCCUCAAGAGCAGGAAGCCACAGCAUCUGGGCGUGGCUGAGAGGGCAAACAGUCUUUUGACCGUGCUGCGUGCUACGUGAAGGACCGUGACCGUGUGCUGUGACAAGCCAAGCCAUUUGAUCGGAAAGACUGCUUUAGUUUAAUUGUUUUUCUUUAUUUUUACUCAAGUUUUGUAACAUCAACAUCAACAAUAAAUGGUCAUUGGACCAACUGGAUCAAACUUCACUAUUCAUCUCUACACCAGCACGCGUCCAGACAUAUCCAAAUCAGUCACAAGUAACAGCGAAUUCAGGGAGUAAAAGGACGACCGGAAAAGCUGCUACAUUUAGUCAAAAGACUCCUCGGAAUGGACAUACUUGGACCAAAGGAAUCUUGGAUACUCGGAACAAAGGACCAGACCAGACCAAGAAGUUCAAGUGCCAUCUUGGAUUGCAACGAAGGCCGAAGUCAAUCCUUGACAAUCCGAAGGAAUCGGUACGUUUAGCAAAGAACUUUUUGAGCAAUCUUGCUCUGUUUAUUUAUAAGAAUUCAUUUUGAUGAAUAUUUAGUUAUAUUUUUGAAAGAAAAGGGACUUUUUGAGUUUACCCAUGGAACCAGGAGCUUCAAUCAGUAUGGAGGACAUUAACAUUGAUGUUGCACCUGUUGAAGGAGAAAAGCAAGAUGAAUUGAUUGAAUUAGAAAAGAGGAAGAAAGAAGCAAAAAAUGCGAGAAAGAACAAGUGUGCUGCAUUGACUCGCAAACUGAACCAAAUAACUGAGCUUAUGACUGACACAGCCAAUCUGCAUAAAGUAAAGGAGAACGUUCAGAAAUACAAUGAAAUGUUUGAAGAGUUUAAUUACUUGCACAAACAAUACCAACAGUUUUUAUCACAAGAUGAGUGUACUGCAGAUACAGAGAAGUGGUAUGAGCCCAAGUUGAUUACCAUCAAUGAGUUUAAGAUUAAGGCUGAGCAAUGGAUACAGUCAUGUCCUGUUCAACCACUACCAGUAAGAGAUGAAGUUGGUCCUAAAGACAGCAUCUCUCAAGUUAGUCAGGGUUCACGUAAAAGUAAAGGUUCACAUACAAGCUCAUCAUCAGCUCGUCUGGUAGCACAUGCUGAGAAGGCAGCGCUAUUAGCUAAGGCAGCUGCUUUAAAAGAAAAACAUGCAUUAGAAGAAAAAGAAGAGCUCUUAGCUAAAGAAAGAGAAGAAAUAAGAAGACAAAAGGAGACUCUGAGCUUCGCAGCUGAGUUGUCAGCAGCAAAUGCAAAGCUCGCAGUGUUGGAUAGUGCAGAAGAACAAGCCUAUUCCACUCCAGCGGAUGGCAUGAAGGCAUACUUUCAGGAGAGGAACUUGGAACUUGCCAACAUGGAAACUCUGCUUAAUGGGGCUCCAACAACCAAUGCUCACGAACAUAGAAGUGUGCGUCCAAGAGAAGGGGUACAGCAUCUGCAGCAUCUGCCAUUGUAUCGACCACCAUACCCAGAAGAUCGUUCCCAUGGUGACCGGGGAGGACACUGGUUAUUCCAGGAGACCCAGGGUGUUAUAGGGGUAGCACAAGGGCAGGCACAAUCUCUGCAGGCAGACAGUAUAGCUCAAGAGGGUGCUAGAGUCACUGACAAGUCCCAUGAUCAAUCUGACAGAGCAGAACUCAGCACAGAAUAUAGACCGCUGGAAGAUGUUCUUCUUCAAUCACAUGCAGAAAGAGCAGGCCCUACAUUGUCAGAACAAGAACUUGAACAUCGUAGACCAUUAGAGGAAGGGGCAGCUUCCAAUAGGCUAAUUUCUGUCUUAAACAGACAAAAUGAAAUUACAUACAUGCUUCUCAGACAGCAGCAAUUGUCACUAUUGCCACCUAAAAGUGUCACUGUAUUUGAUGGGGACAUUUUACAGUUUCAGUCAUUUAUGAUGUCUUUUGAACAUAACAUUGAGUCAAAAACCGACAGUGGACAGGAUAGGUUUUUCUACCUGGAGCAAUUUACUAGAGGACCAGCUAGAGACCUAGUAAGAAGUUGCCAGCAUAUGGGUGGAGACCAGGGUUAUCUCAGGGCAAAGCGCUUGUUGCUUGAACAUUUUGGCAAUGAGUAUAAAAUUUCCACCGCCUAUAUUGAAAAGGUUCUCAAUUGGCCAAAUAUAAAACCUGAAGAUCCCAAAGCCUUGAAUGAGUAUUCCCUGUACCUCAAAGGAUGCUGCAAUGCCAUGGCGAAGAUGAACUACAUGGAUGAAUUAAACGUAGCCUCUACCUUGAAAGCCAUCGUUAUGAAAUUGCCCUACAAGCUGAGGGAUAGAUGGCGGACUAAAGCUCAAGCGAAACUGGAGGACAACACCAGCAGGAUUACAUUUACAGACCUUGUACAGUUCAUUGAGCAACAAGCCAAGAUAUGCUCCAACCCGAUAUUUGGAGAUUUACAAGAACCAGUUGCAAGCAGGAAUAAAAGGCCCAAUGUAAGUAAGACCCUUUUUAGGCCAAAGUCUACCUAUGCAACUAAUGUAACAACACUGAGCACUCCAGCUGCUCCAAGCAGGAAUAGUGAUGUGAAAACGCCAUGCCUCUACUGUGAGGGUGCUCAUUGUCUGGAGAACUGCAAUCACUUUAAGAAGAAAACACACAGGGAAAAACUAAACCUUUUAAAGGAAAAAGGACUGUGCUUUGGUUGUUUGUGUAAAGGGCACAUGAGCAAAGACUGCAAAGAUCGUCUUAUAUGUAACAUCUGCAAUCACACACAUCCCAAUGUGCUGCACAUCAACUUUGGGGCUAAAGGUCAUGCCUCAGGGUCACCAGAGCAGCCACAGAAACAGAUCAGCAAGGUGUCAUCAAACGCUUGUGGACAUACAGGGGCCGGAUACAGUAAAUGCGCACUGUCAAUUCUUCCUGUGCAAGUAAAGUCUGUCAAAGGCAACAAAAUCUAUCAAACUUAUGCUCUUCUUGAUCCUGGCAGUUCGGCAACAUUCUGCACGGAGAGGCUGGCGCAGAAGUUGUGUCUAGAGGGGAAACAAACAACCGUACUGCUGAGAACAAUGGCACACGAGAAACCCAUAAAAAGUGUCUUAAUAUCAGGUUUAGAAGUCAGUGGACUUAAUGGCAAGACGUUCAUUCCUUUACCUGAUGUCUACACACAGGAAUCUAUGCCUGUAACAAAGGAGAACAUCCCAACACAAGAGGAUUUAAAGCAAUGGCCUUACCUCAGUGAAGUCCAGUUACCUCACAUAGACUGUGACAUUGACCUGCUCAUAGGUAUGAAUGCAGCAAAUGUUAUGGAACCAUGGCAGGUAAUCAACUCACAAGAAGAUGGACCUUAUGCUGUAAGAACAUUGUUGGGUUGGGUAAUCAACGGUCCAUUGGGAGGUAGCAGCAAAGGUGUGGAAAUGGCCACAGUGACUGCAAACAGGAUCUCCUUGGUCGACCUGCAAGAACUCCUGGUGAGUCAAUAUAACACCGACUUCAAUGAGAGAGCUUAUGAAGAAAAAGGUGAAAUGUCAGUGAAUGACAAGAAAUUCUUGAACAUUGUCGAUGAAUCUGUAAAGAUGAAAGAGGGUCAUUACUGUAUUAACUUACCUUUCAAAGCAGAAAACAUCACAAUGCCCAACAACCGCGUUGUUGCAGAACAGCGCCUGUGUAACCUGAAAAGAAAGUUCCAAAGGGAUCCGAACUAUCAGAGGGAGUAUACGGAGUUCCUCAGUGAUGUCAUUCACAAAGGCUAUGCUGAAAAGGUUCCCCCUGCACAACUGAAUCGAUCUGAUGGGAAAGUUUGGUAUAUCCCCCAUCAUGGGGUAUAUCACCCAAAAAAGAAGACCAUUAGAGUAGUGUUUGAUUGUGGUGCGACCUUUCAAGGGACAUCCCUCAACUCUGAACUACUCCAAGGCCCAAACUUGACGAACACACUGAUUGGAGUACUGACACGUUUCCGAGAACAACCAGUAGCACUGAUGGCGGACAUACAGGCCAUGUUCCACCAAGUCAAGGUGACUGAAAAUGACACAGACUUUCUGCGCUUCUUAUGGUGGCCACAAGGAAAGGUGGAUGAUGCUCCAGUGGAAUAUCGCAUGACGGUGCAUUUGUUUGGUGCAGUCUCUUCACCAAGCAUAGCCAACUUUGCUCUCAGAAAGACUGCACAGGACAAUGCAGGCAACUUUCCUCCUGAGGUAAUAAACACAAUCAUGGAACACUUUUAUGUAGAUGAUUGUUUGAAAACACUAGCCACUGAACUAGAAGCAAUGGAGCUAAUUUCAAACAUCACUGAAGUCUGUCAUAGAGGAGGCUUCCAUUUGUCAAAGUGGAUAAGCAAUAGUAGAGCUGUCCUUGGUGCUGUUCCACAAGAAGACAGAGCUAAGGAAAUAAAGGACUUGGACUUGACCAAAGAUCAACUGCCCAUGGAACGAGCCUUAGGACUUCAAUGGUGUGUCCAACGUGACUCUUUCAAGUUCAACAUCACCAUAAGUGAGCGUGCACUUACCAGAAGGGGCAUCCUAUCGAUGGUAAGCUCUGUAUAUGAUCCUUUAGGCUUUCUGUCUCCACUUACUUUGCCAGCUAAACUGUUGUUGCAGGAAUUGUGCCGACAGGACCUUGGAUGGGACAUGACCAUUCCCAACACAAUUUCUGACCAGUGGACCAAAUGGAUCGGGAGUCUCUCACAACUCACAGACUUUGAAGUUCCACGCUGCUUCAAGCCAAAUGGUUUUGGUGAGUCGGUGCAUAACCAAAUCCACCACUUCUCUGAUGCCAGCGAGCUAGGCUAUGGUACAGUCAGCUAUCUCAGAAUGACAAAUGCAGAAGGGAAGAUCAAUGUAGCAUUCUUGAUGAGCAAGUCAAGAGUAGCUCCAUUAAAGCGACAGACCAUCCCAAGGCUGGAGUUAGCAGCUGCAGCUUUAUCAGUUAAAAUGGAUAAGAUGUUAAAAGAAGAAUUGCUGCCACCUACAGAUAGGUCAGUGUUUUGGACUGACAGCACAUCUGUCUUAAAGUACAUCUCAAAUGACCACACACGUUUUCAUACCUAUGUGGCAAAUAGGACAUCUAGGAUUAGGGAGGCUACACAAGUGUUUCAGUGGAGACAUAUUGACACCAAGAGAAACCCUGCUGAUGACUGCUCUAGAGGUGUGAGCGCAGAGAGGUUCAUGAAGAACCCAAGAUGGAUCUCUGGACCAGAGUUCCUUUGGUCAUCAGAAAAGGACUGGCCGAACGAAUCUAUGGACAAUGGUGAACUGUAUGAAGAUGAUCCAGAGGUGAGGAAAUCUGCAACAGUGAAUGCAAUCAUGCAGACAUGUGAGGAAAGGCCCACAGACAAAUUGCUCAAUCACUUUUCAGACUGGCUGAAGUUGAGGGUAGCUGUUGCAUGGAUUCUCAAAGUUAAAGAAUCAUUAAAACACCUUGUGCAGAAAAGAAAUGACACAAAGAAAGUUUGUAAGAUGACUCAAAGGGUAACCAGAAUGACUAAAGGGUGUGUCACAGAUAACAUAAAAGAAUCAAUAACAGUUGAUGAUCUAACUAUGGCAGAAAAAGCUAUUCUCUCUUAUGUACAGAGGCAAAGUUUCACACAGGAGAUCAACAUGUUGCAAGAGGGUGCGUCCAACGUCAAAAAGGGCAGUAGGAUAUAUAGACUGGAUCCAGUGCUGGACAAUGGAAUCCUCAGAGUGGGUGGUCGCCUCAGAAGAACAGCAAUGCCUGAGGAAAGAAAACACCCUGCCAUUUUGGCGAAAGACCACCACGUAUCCGCUCUGAUCCUGCGCCACGUCCAUAUUCAAACUGGACACGGAGGAAGGAACCACAUGCUAUCUGAGGUACGAAAAACAUACUGGAUAACAAAUGUUAACUCUGCUGCAAGAAAGAUUCUCUCUCACUAUGUGACUUGCAGAAAGCACAGAGGUAAAGCCGGCGAACAAAAGAUGGCUGACCUGCCAAGUGAAAGACUGGUCCCAGACUUACCACCAUUCUUCAACGUUGGCCUUGACUACUUCGGUCCUUUUGAAGUAAGAAGGGGAAGGAGCGCAGUGAAGAGAUACGGCGUCAUCUUUACCUGCAUGACCAGCAGAGCAGUACAUCUAGAGGUAGCAUGUUCUUUAAGUACAGACUCAUGCAUCAAUGCCAUUAGAAGGUUUCUGUGUCGAAGAGGGCAGGCACAACACCUACGAUCAGAUAAUGGCACAAACCUUGUAGGCUCAGAAAGAGAAUUAAGAGAAGCACUCAAAACUUUAGAUCAAAGGAAGAUCCACCAGACUCUUAUGAAGGAAGGAGUUCAGUGGAGCUUUAACCCCCCUACAGCAUCUCAUCAUGGUGGGUUGUGGGAACGCCUCAUCAGAAUGGUAAGGCAUGUCUUAUGCUCAGUCUUGAACCAGCAAACCUUAGACGAUGAAGGGCUAAACACUGUCUUUUGUGAAGUAGAGGCAAUUCUUAACAGUCGACCCAUUACCAAGGUAUCUGGUGACCCACAAGAUCUAGAGGCCCUAACACCGAAUCAUAUUCUGUUGCUCAGAACUAACCCACUUCUGCCCCCUGGAGUCUUUUCAAGGUCGGACCUGUACCACAGAAGACGCUGGAGACAGGUCCAGUAUAUAGCAGAGCUGUUCUGGAAGAGGUGGCUUCUGGAAUACCUCCCUCUUCUACAAGAACGACAAAGAUGGUCAAGAACAAGAAGGAACUUCAUCCCAGGGGAUAUCGUCUUGCUUGCAGACAACACCGCUCCUCGCAGUUCGUGGCUACUGGGAAGGAUUGUUGAGGCCAAACCUGAUGCCAGAGGUCAUGUCCGCAUUGUAAAACUGAAAACAAAGACAAGUGUACUGGAGAGGCCAGUGUCCAAAAUCUGCUUGCUGUUAGAGGGUGAAGAAGAUUCUGUAAAGAAGUCCUGAGCAUUCAAGAACAUUGAAGAUAAGUUGACUAAUUCAAUUGAGUUUCAUUUUGAAUUUUACUAUAGGAUGUAAAUCAUUUUGGAAAAGUUAAGUUACAACCACAAAUGGCUCCUUUAUUAUUUAAAAAAAGUAAUUGUUUUUGCCUCUACAAACACAAUUAGGGGCCGGUAUGUAGGAGCCAAAUUACGUUUUGUGUUGAUUUAUGUUUCUUUCUCGUGAAUAGUAGUGUGUGAGUGUAUGUGUGAAUGAGUGAGUGAUUGUAUAUGGCCAUAGGUUGCCUGUCUACCCCCAUCUAGUGGACUUGAAGGUCAAGGUCAGUGGAGGCUGAAGGAGGAGCCCAAGGGGAAAAGCCUCAAGAGCAGGAAGCCACAGCAUCUGGGCGUGGCUGAGAGGGCAAACAGUCUUUUGACCGUGCUGCGUGCUACGUGAAGGACCGUGACCGUGUGCUGUGACAAGCCAAGCCAUUUGAUCGGAAAGACUGCUUUAGUUUAAUUGUUUUUCUUUAUUUUUACUCAAGUUUUGUAACAUCAACAUCAACAAUAAAUGGUCAUUGGACCAACUGGAUCAAACUUCACUAUUCAUCUCUACACCAGCACGCGUCCAGACAUAUCCAAAUCAGUCACAAGUAACAGCGAAUUCAGGGAGUAAAAGGACGACCGGAAAAGCUGCUACACUCCUCCUCCUCCUCUCACUGUUUCUCUUCUAUCUUACUGGGGCCAUAGUUCAAACUCUCCCUUUAAAAUGUGAAACGGGUUUAGACUCAUAACCUACAUUAGCUUUUGCUUUAGUUGACCUAGAAGUUGUUGUGAGGUUGUUUGUGUCCCUGGGUCACGGAGUGGAGUGGACGGACAUUUGACCCGGAUGCCUAGGCCUACUUCGGAUCUUUUCUCCUGGGCCUGUGGUCUUGUCUCGGUCGAAAGCACCCCCGCUGUGGACAUGAACACCAAGCUCAGGCAUCUAAUGUAAACUACUGUUGAUUGCCCCCUCUGGACUCAUCUGUGGGGAGGGGGGGGACAGGAACAGGGACAGAACUGGCUACCCCCCUCUUCCUCUGCUUACUCCCCUGCCCCCACCCCCCUUCUACCACCACCUCCAAAUCUGGUUACUACCUGCCUCCCUGUCGCAUGAUUGUGACCCCCCCCCCCCCCCAUCCCCCUCCAGUGAUGUGUAUGGACCAUUGCCAUAAACACAGCAAUAAGCUGAAAUGCAAAAGCUUUUUUGUUCCACUGAUGAAAGGCGAUGGGAUUCUAAGCCAGUCACCACAUAUAGAUUGGACAACAGUGUCUUCUUCAGCCUACUCUUUCAAAGAAAUAAAUGAAAUAAACACAUACUGUCAGCUCAUCGUUGGACAAUGUUACUCUGUGUUGACGUGUAUGAGUGCAGUAAAAUCGGAGAUGGUCCCUCCUCAUCCAUUUUGAGACAAUUGAAUCACUGUCACGCAUGCUUCCCUGUUCCUCUUUGUCGCCUCCUCUCCUCGGUACAUGCGCAGUUUAUUUUGGCUAUAACUGUCGUUAUAUAGGCCUACCCAUUCUUGCAGAAAAGCAUCGGAUUAAAAGGUUGAGAAUAUUUUUCCUCUUUCUCUCAAAUUCAAAUUCUCUCUCUCUCUCUUUCACACACUCACACACACACACACACACACACACAAACACAUACUGUUUUCCCUCAGGGACUCGGUUCCUAACAGUGAAUAAUUGUCCUGAAACGGGAGAAAUGUACGUUCUUCCUUCACCCCACUGUCUUCUCGUUCCAGUCACCAUGGGAACUAACUAACUAACGGGUGUAGAGUAGCAUUGAAAAAAAGCCCAGAAAUGUCAGACACCCCGUUAUUUUAGCUGCUAGCAGUGGGCGCGCAGCGCAGAGAACAGUGCUAUUUGGUCUACCGGUGACAUCCCGCAUCUAUUGGAUCAUGGGCACUUCGUAACGUAGCCUACUGUUCUUCUGGAAAGUCUAAUCAUCAUUAUCAUCAUGAUCUUCGAUAUAUUUGGAUGGACUAAACGGUGUAAUCAUAUGAAUAUAUUGGCAAGCCAAGCCUCUAUACCUCAUAAUGGUGACAUGGACAGCAAUAAACCUGUGUGUUUUGUGUAAUCCUGGACAGUUUCAGGAACAGGUACCAGGUGAAUUUUACGCUAACUGGUCGUUUUGUCUUCAGCUGUAAAUAUUGUAAUGCAGAUGGAACGAAUGAAGUCUUUGUUAGUGAAGUUAUUUUUAUUGUAAUGACAUUAAAAUAAUAAGACUAUCAACUAUC
Molecule: messenger RNA, 12647 nt
Organism: Sardina pilchardus (European sardine)
Lineage: Eukaryota; Metazoa; Chordata; Actinopteri; Clupeiformes; Clupeidae
Product: zinc finger protein DPF3-like
Exons: 11
Coding region: 68-1117 (349 amino acids)
Biological process (GO): DNA integration
Cellular component (GO): nucleus
Molecular function (GO): nucleic acid binding
Source: RefSeq, a predicted model, not a curated record